This is a messenger RNA of Penicillium cosmopolitanum, 441 nucleotides long. RefSeq lists its product as uncharacterized. The record is from RefSeq and is a predicted model, not a curated record. NCBI's taxonomy places the organism in Eukaryota, Fungi, Ascomycota, Eurotiomycetes, Eurotiales, Aspergillaceae. The transcript has 3 exons. The coding region runs from base 1 to 441 and encodes 146 amino acids.
AUGUCAUACAACAUUGCCUACGACACGGCCCGCGCACCCCCGCGGGGUGCAGCCCUCGUCGCAUUUAUGGAGGACUUCUACCGCACCAGUGAUACCGAGUCCCUGCACGAGAAAUAUGUUCAGAGCUUCACGGAAGAUGCCACGCUGAUCAUGGGCCCGAAGGAAGCGAAGGGUGCGAGUGAAAUCCUACCCCUUCGCCAUGGUCUCUGGGCACACGUCGCAUCUCGAAAACACACGCCGUCGCGCAUCUUUUUCGGCGGCGAGAACGAGAUCAUGCUUUACGGUGGUGUGAACUACAGACUCAAGGCUGAUACCGAGAAAGAUGUGUACGUACCCUGGGCUGGACGGGCGGUAUUUGCUCCUGAGAAGGAUGGUGAGGGUGUGAAGAUGCAGUUUUAUCAGGUUUACUUGGACCCUUCCGCCCAGUCUGGGAAGAAAUAA